AUGUCUAAUUGGAGUUCUGAUCAUGAAGUUGAUGAAAUGGUAGAGGAAGAAGUUGAUAGUAUAGUGGAAGGGAUUCAAGAGGAAGAACCACCAGCUCCAAUAUUCCGAAGAGUGCACAUAAAUAGAAACCGCGAAGAAGGCCACACUCAACUAUGGAAUGAUUAUUUUGGUGAGAAUCCGACUUACACUCCUGCUAUGUUCCGUCGUCGCUUUAGAAUGAACAAAACAUUGUUCGAACGCAUCGUUAGUACUAUUGAGAAUGGAGUCCCGUACUUCAGACAAAGACGAGAUGCUAUUGGAAGGCUCGGUCUUUCUGCACUUCAAAAAUGUUUUGCAGCUAUCCGUAUGAUGGCAUACGGAUGUUCGGGAGAUUUGCUGGAUGAAUAUUUACGACUAGCUGAAACAACCGCACACAAAUGCCUUGAAAAAUUUGUAGACGGAGUUAUCAAUCUAUUUGGAGACGUCUACCUCAGACGACCUACAGCGGAAGACCUCCAAAGAUUACUAAAUAUUGGAGAACAACGCGGUUUCCCCGGAAUGGUGGGUAGCAUAGAUUAUUGUAUGCAUUGGGAGUGGAAGAAUUGUCCAACUGCAUGGAAAGGACAAUAUUCACGUGGAUCUGGAAAACCGACAAUCGUACUAGAGGCAGUGGCAUCCCAAGAUUUAUGGAUUUGGCACGCAUUUUUCGGACCACCGGGUACGUUAAAUGAUAUCAAUGUUUUGGACCGCUCACCGGUGUUUGAUGAUAUCUUAGAGGGCCGAGCUCCAAGAGUUUCAUACGUUGUCAAUGGACAUCAAUACGAAAUGGCGUAUUACCUCACUGACGGUAUCUAUCCCAACUGGGCAACUUUCAUCCAAUCAAUUACACUACCACGUGGCCGAAAAGCUAAACUCUUUGCUCAAUUUCAAGAAGCAUGCCGGAAAGAUGUAGAGCGUGCCUUUGGAGUCUUGCAAGCUCGAUUUGCGAUCGUGAAGAAUCCAGCACUUUUUUGGGAUAAAAGGAAAAUAGGGAAAAUAAUGAGAGCAUGUAUCAUAUUGCAUAACAUGAUAGUGGAAGACAAACGACAUACCUACAAUUUCUAUGAACCAUCAGAGUUCUAUCACGGAGAAGGAAGCGGAACUUCUCAUGUUGAUCUAUCGUAUUCUACAGAUAGACAAACAAAUCUACAUAAUUUGAUGGGCAUUCGAAAUGACGUUCAUGAUCCACAAAUGCAUGAUCGUUUGAAAAAAGAUUUGAUUGAGCAUAUUUGGCAAAAAUUUGGUGCAACCCAUCAAUAA
Camelina sativa (false flax) is the source of this 1278-nucleotide messenger RNA. Lineage: Eukaryota; Viridiplantae; Streptophyta; Magnoliopsida; Brassicales; Brassicaceae. The record is from RefSeq and is a predicted model, not a curated record.